AUGAGGGUCUUCUGGUUGUGCAUUCCAGCUGGCCUGUUGUGUCAGGGAAGACAGGUACUGCCGAGUCCGAUCCAGAGGGCUUCUGUCCAACAAGUCACUUCGAAUACCGCGCAAGGACUGGCUGCCUGCACCCAAACAUGUCUGGAACAAUACCCUGGCCCACUCGUCUGUACGCACAAAGCUCUGUUCGACUCCGACAUCACCAAAUGCGUGCAGACGACCUGCCCUCUUCUGACAGACCUGCUCACAUGGGAGAACCGCUAUGCUGAAGAGUGCGGACUGGAAGCUAGAGAUGAUGGCGCUAGAGAGCUUGUCAUCGCAUAUGUCUUCUUUGGGAUCUCGACUCUAUCUGCAGCAGCUCGCCUGCUUUCGCGCUCUCGCUGGCUCGAGGGCCCUGGAUUCUGGUGGGACGAUUGGAUCAUGCUGGCCAUGUGGUUCAUUACCAUCGAGAUGGCAGUCUGUCCAUUUUUCUCUCGCACAUAUUGGAGCGGACGGGAUGUCAUUGGCUUCGUCACUGUCCACGACAUUGAGCGAGUACUUAUGUGGACCUAUGUCAGCGAGCCGUUCUAUCUAAUCGGCACAUUCGGCACGAAGCUGGUGUGGGUGUUCCUGUACCUUCGGAUGUGGGAGGCUAAUACUAUGUUUCGAAAGCUUUGCUGGGUUACCGUGGGCCUUUUGGCCGUAGUCAUGGUAGGGUACCCCAUCGGCGCAAUCGUUACUCUCUGGCCGCAUCGCUACUAUAUCGGCGAAUCAGCCAUCGUCCGACAGAACUUCUGGGGAAUCGAUCUCAUCCCUGCGGUAAUAGCGAUCGGCGUACAGAUUGUCCUUUUCGACUUCUGGACACUUUUACUUCCCAUACCCAAGCUCAUCAGACUGACUGGCGUUUCAAAGCAACGACGCACAGCAAUCUGUGCAGUCAUUCUGCUCGGCUUCGUGGUCACGGGUUGCAGUAUCGUUCGCCUCACCGUCAUCCUGCCUCUACAGGAUUCACGAAACCCGAACUGGGACUUUGGGCACUUCGGCACCUGGAGCGAAAUCGAGCUGCAUCUGUCCAUGAUCAGCUGUAACCUUCCGGCGAUAGCAGGUCUUGUGCAUCGUAUGAUGUUACGACGCCGACGAAUGACGAGUAUUGGAUUCGAAGACGAGCUCGAGGACUCCGAUGGGCGGUCGAAGUCGAGAACACUCACUACUAAGACGGGCCAAUCGAUUGACAUUGAAGAGGGAAGCACUUUCGAGGCCGAACUGGUGGAAGACGAGAGUGGCAAGAUCGUGAUGCGGAAGAAGAAGCGCGAACAACCGGGAUGA
This is a messenger RNA of Fulvia fulva, 1305 nucleotides long. RefSeq lists its product as uncharacterized. The transcript has a single exon. Lineage: Eukaryota; Fungi; Ascomycota; Dothideomycetes; Mycosphaerellales; Mycosphaerellaceae. The record is from RefSeq and is a predicted model, not a curated record. Bases 1 to 1305 code for a protein of 434 amino acids.